This is a messenger RNA of Rotaria socialis, 2046 nucleotides long. The record is from the annotation of a GenBank genome assembly. Lineage: Eukaryota; Metazoa; Rotifera; Eurotatoria; Philodinida; Philodinidae.
AUGUCUUCUCCUGAAAUUUUAUCACUACUUCGUACGACUCGUGAUUGCAAUUCAUCUCGGCUCAAUUCAUCGAUCUCUUCUCCUGGUGACUCUAAUAAAUUCACAUGUUCUCAAAUUCAGUUGAUGCUCAAAACGAAAUCUAGUCAAUAUACUAUUAUAGACAAUACAGGCAAGCGUACAUCGAAUUGCUGGAAUUCUUUUGGUUUUCCAGCCAUCAUUAAUCAUAAUGGUGAUUUUCAAAGAGUUGAUGGCUUUGUUUCAUGCAGAAAAUGCUUCGCAACAUAUUCAUUCACGUCGAAUAGUACCCGAUUACUCAAUCAGCAUGUUUGUGAAGCUUCAGAAGAACGAAAUAAGAGAUUAGAAGUGAAAUCAACUCCUUCCGCACAACGAAGACUAACUUCAUAUUGUUCAACAAAAAGAGUAACUUUGAAAGAAUCUGAAAUUUCAAAGAUAAAAGAUUUACAAGCUCAAUGGGUGUGUCAAAGUAUUCGUCCAUUUUCCAUCGUUGAAGAUAGUGGACUACGUCGAUUGAUUCAAGAAUGUAUCUCAAUAGGAGUUCGUUAUGGAAACAUCAAUGUUGAUCAAGUGUUAAGAGGUGCAGAUACAACUGCUACAUAUGUUUCCAAACUUGCUGAUCAACACAGAGCUCGUAUUAGCGAAGAAAUACGCGAACCUCUUGAAAAUGAUGCUAUAACCUUUUGCCCCGAUAUGUGGAGUGAUCCUGUUCGUCAGGUUUCGUAUCUUGGAAUUACCACUACGUUCGUCAACGAUCGAUUUGAAUUUCGCUCAUACGAUCUUUGUUGUUCUCCGUUUGAAGAAGACGAUAAAACUGCUGAAAGUAUCCUAGUAGCUCAAACAACGUGUUCUUCUGAUUUAGCGAAUGAUGAUGGAUUUACUUUAGAAGAUCCGACCAAUUGCUCUACUUCGGAUGCUGAUAUUGAAGAAAUAGUCUUUGUUGAUAUAUCAAAAACAAAUGUAAAAGAACUACCUGUUUGUGCUAGAGACGUUCUGAAAGUUUUAAACAAUUGCAAAGAUGUUGUUAGAUACGUUAAAUUAAACGGGUUGAACAAGGAUAUUCAAUCGAAUGGUGGCAUUAGUUUAUGCCAAUCGACCAGAGUUCGUUGGCUCUCGAUAAUGCAACUACUGAACUCGAUUGAUCGUUCGUUCAAAGAAACGAAAAAAGUUCUACAGGAAAAGAAGAAACCAUUUUUAAUUGAUCGAAUGAUAGUGAAACGUCUCAUCAUUUUACUACACCCUUUCAAACAUAUUAUCACAGUGAUACAAAAGGGAAACGAACCAUCGCUGUACUUAGUUCUUAUUUGUGUGUUAACUUUACGAAAGUCUUUGAAUUCCUUCGAAAACUUGAUCAAGUUCCACAAAGAACAUAAUGAGACGUCAACAGAAAAAGAAAAUGAAAGUGAUGAUGAUCAAUAUGAUCUAGAAUCGAGGGAAUCAGAUGGUAUUCGUUUCUUUCGACUUCGCCUAGUUGAAUUACUUGAAUCCAUGUUUACCUUGGAACCAAUCCAUUUCGCAGCAACGUUUCUUCACCCGCGGUAUCGAUAUCUUCGAAAGUGUACGAGUGCUGAAAUUAACUCUUGUAAAGCUUAUAUACGAAAACAAAUAAAAGAAAUAGCCGAACAAGAAAAAAUAAAAAAGAUGAUUCGGAACCGAUGCGCAGAACGAACAACAGAUCAAAACACUACUGGUGAACCACCUCUCAAGAAAAAAAAAAGAUUUGGUCAAGAAUACGAAUCAGGCGACCUUAGUGAUGAGUAUGGUGAAGCAGAAGAUGAAGUCGAGAAAUAUUUAUCAAUGCGCAUCGAUCCUGAACUGAUCGUCGAUAAUCCUCUAAUAUUUUGGAAAGCAAACCAGAAACAUUUCCCUCUAUUGUCGAAAGUGGCUCGUACGAUCCAUUGUAUUCCUGCAACUACAGCUGCAGUCGAGCGUGAAUUUAGUGGAGGUGGACUCGUGAUGUCUGAACGUCGAUCGUCAAUCAAUCCAAACAAUGUCGACAAUAUACUUUUUCUCAGAUCAGUUACUCAAUGA